AUGGGUUGCCUUUUCGCAAAAUUAGGCUUUUUACGACCAAGACGUCAUGCAGAAUUACAGGAAGAGACUCCUCCAAAGUAUUCAUGGGAACGGCGUGAAAAGGUGAAUGUACAGGAUUACACGCUUGAUGGGCACAAGGACGCAACGCUUGGUAGAACUCCAGGACAGGUCAACGGAAAUAUGUUCAUAAUACAGAAUUGUGAAAAUUGUAAUAUCUACAUAUAUGACAAUUCAUCAACAGUAACAAUAGAUGAUUGUGUAAAUUGUAAUAUUUUCAUGGGACCCAUCUCAGAAAGUGUAUUUAUAAGAGAUUGUAAGAACUUGAAGAUAGCACUUGCUUGUCAGCAAUUCCGUACACGCGACUGUAGUAAGAUAGAGGCAUUCCUGUUCUGUACAACACAACCUGUCAUUGAAGACUCCUCGGGCAUGAAGUUUGCUUGUUUUACAUACUCCUACCCAGAAUUAGAGGGACAAUUUAAAUCAGCAGGGAUGAGUCAGUUCAACAACAACUGGAGUAAAAUCCACGAUUUUUCUAGUGAUCCAAGUGAGACUCACUUCAGUUUUAUUCCAGAGGGUACUAAAGUUGAAGAUUUAGUGCCCAUUUCUCUUGCCGAGCAGUUUUCCACCAUGGAAAUAGACCUCUCUUUAGAAAAGAGUGUUAUUCCCAUUACUCUUGGUUUGCGCCGCAAAGGUUCAGAUGAGUCCUGUUUAUUGGUAUUCUUCAAUGAUGGCAGUGCCGUAGAUAGAACGAUGAAAUACAUACGUACCAUGAGGCAAAGACAGCCCACCUGUGUGUUAGUACAGACCAAAGAGUUGGCUAUGCAGCCACAAGAUGCACAGCGUGUGUUUGGCACAGAUGCCUACCAGUCCCUCGUACAACAGGGUCAUGUGAUUGGUCUGGAGUACAAUGGUGAUGACUGUAUAAACCUAUGUCAGAUAGAACUUGUAGAGUUUAUGAAGGGUACCACAGGACUGGUUUUUAUCAGCCAGUCCAAGGCACUGGCGGACAAACAAAUUGAAGAUUUCUACAACUUUGCAGAAAUGCAACUGACAAUGUGAUGAACUUUAAAGCAUUCUGCAUAGAAAUUGAUGAAUGUUUCAACUGGAAUUGUACGGAGAAGAUUGUAUAAGGAUAUUGAAUGCUUUAUGCUAUUUAGAUUUUUCAUAUU
Ylistrum balloti is the source of this 1169-nucleotide messenger RNA. RefSeq names its product protein XRP2-like. Bases 1 to 1059 code for a protein of 352 amino acids. NCBI's taxonomy places the organism in Eukaryota, Metazoa, Mollusca, Bivalvia, Pectinida, Pectinidae. Gene Ontology annotation, biological process: post-Golgi vesicle-mediated transport. The transcript is spliced from 9 exons. Gene Ontology annotation, molecular function: GTPase activator activity. Gene Ontology annotation, cellular component: cilium; periciliary membrane compartment. The record is from RefSeq and is a predicted model, not a curated record.